AGGUUGAGCAGAGAUGUUUCUUCCCUUCUUUUCCGCAGAUCUUCAUCUUCCAAGUUUGGACUUCGUUGACACCUGUGAUGGAAAUAACUGCUUCUCCGUUAUCGACUCUUACUCGUCCAGCAACACCAACGGUUUCACCGUGUACGACACCACUUCACCGACGUACACCGGUUCCGAUGCUGUUCAUGAGACUACUUCGUUGAACCAGACCUAUGGAUGGGGCUGUGAGAGUGGAGACGCUUAUGGAUCAGGAACUUCCUUUGAUUCUGGCGUGGGCACCAAUCAGUCCGAUGCUGACAUCUAUCCCUACAAUGCCGUCGCAGACAAGACCUCCAUGCUCAGCUCUUCCUACACAGACUCGGCUGGCAACGUCUACACUGGCAACAACGGGUUCACCGUUACCGACAGCUACACCUGUGGCAGUGGAGAUUGCGGAGGCUUCUCCAUCAGCGACGUGUACGGGAACACGGCGUCCUCCUCGGCUGUGCAGCAGCUUCACGAGGUGACCAACAACAACACCUCCAUGCUCAGCUCUUCCUACACAGACUCGGCUGGCAACGUCUACACUGGCAACAACGGGUUCACCGUUACCGACAGCUACACCUGUGGCAGUGGAGAUUGCGGAGGCUUCUCCGUCGGUGACGUGUACGGGAACACGGCGUCCUCCUCGGCUGUGCAGCAGCUUCACGAGGUGACCAACAACAACACCUCCAUGCUUUCCUGCUCCGAGUUCACCCACUGCGAGUCCACUGAUGCUGCUGGCAACGUCUACGAUGGCAGCAACGGGUUCACCGUUACCGACAGCUACUCCUGUGGCAGUGGAGAUUGCGGAGGCUUCUCCGUCAGCGACGUGUACGGGAACACGGCGUCCUCCUCGGCUGUGCAGCAGCUUCACGAGGUCAACGCUCCUCAGACGCAGCUUGCGGCCCCUAUUGCAGUGUCAGGAGUUGAGGUCCCCAAGCCUCAGGCAAAGCCUGUCCGCCCAAGCCCUGGCCACCUCCUCUUCUGCGGCCAUGCUCUUGCCUUUGGCGCUGUGUCUGCCACCAUGCAGCUCAUCAACGGCGAGAAGAAGGACUGGCGUGCUACCUUCGAGUCUGAGUCCUCCAAAGCCGCCAAUGCCAUCACCCCAGUUGGUGGCUACGUCCUUCAGACUCACGUCUUCGGCAAGGAGGUCUCUGCCUAA
Guillardia theta CCMP2712 is the source of this 1183-nucleotide messenger RNA. RefSeq lists its product as hypothetical. The transcript has 4 exons. Lineage: Eukaryota; Cryptophyceae; Pyrenomonadales; Geminigeraceae. The record is from RefSeq and is a predicted model, not a curated record. The coding region runs from base 14 to 1183 and encodes 389 amino acids.